This is a messenger RNA of Grammomys surdaster, 2348 nucleotides long. RefSeq names its product tectonic family member 2 (gene Tctn2). Gene Ontology annotation, biological process: cilium assembly; smoothened signaling pathway; protein localization to ciliary transition zone. NCBI's taxonomy places the organism in Eukaryota, Metazoa, Chordata, Mammalia, Rodentia, Muridae. The record is from RefSeq and is a predicted model, not a curated record. The coding region runs from base 1 to 2121 and encodes 706 amino acids. The transcript has 18 exons. Gene Ontology annotation, cellular component: MKS complex.
AUGGGCUCUCUGUCACAGCUCAGCUUCUUGUGGGGACUCCUCCUGCUGCAGGGCGUCCUGAGGCCGCUGCGCGGGGACCCGGUUUUCAUCCCACCUUUCAUCCGGAUGUCAAGCCCCGAGGUCCGCGCGUCCUUGGUCGGAGGAAGCAAGGAUGUCACCGUGUCUCUGACUCCACUGCAGAUCGAGGAAGGAGUGUUGCCAGUUCCUACUUGUGGUGGCCUCAGCAAUGUGACAGCUGAUUGGAAUGUGACAACGGAUUGGAAUGUGACUGUGAGCCCCCAAGCGAACAUGCUGGAAGUGACCGUAAGGUGGAAGAGGGGUCUGGACUGGUGCUCCACAGAUGAGACAGCCUCGUUCUCAGAGCCCCCGUGCAUCGUGCAGACUCUGCUGGUUUCAGCAUCCCACAAUGCAUCCUGCUUAGCACAUCUGCUCAUCCAGGUGGAGAUUUAUCCCAACACGUCUGUAACCCACAAUGCAUCAGAGAACAUGACGGUCAUUCCUAACCAAGUCUAUCAGCCCCUGGGUCCCUGUCCAUGUGACUUGACAGCCAAGGCCUGUGACAUUCGCUGCUGCUGUGACCAGGACUGUCAGCCGGAGGUCAGAGAGCUGUUUGAAUGGUCCUGCUUCUCGGGUGUGUUUGGAGGGCACGUUAGCCCUCCGUUCCACCAUCGCUGUGCAGUCAGCUCUACUCACCAGACUCCUGACUGGUUUCCCUUCCUGUGUGUGCAGUCGCCACCCUCCACCUCACCAUUCCUCGGUCACUUCUACCACGGUGCCACUUCCCCCAGACAUUCCCCCGGCUUUGAAGCCCAUUUGCACUUCGACCUAAGAGACUUCGCUGAGGCCAGUUACAAACAAGGAGAGCCCAUAAUGACCACGAAGGGGCAUUUUACCAUCCCUCAGGUGUCUCUGGCUGGGCAGUGUCUACAGGACAGUCCUGUGGCUUUCCUGAGGAAUUUUGACAGUAUAUGCACCAGGGACCUGGAAGUACACCAAGGUCAGGAUGAAAUUGUCCUUGAGAACAUGAAGAUCCGCACGACGGGAGGCCUGGUCACACCAACAGUCACCUAUGAGGAAGCCCCUGACCUGGACAAGCGCAUCACCAGUCCAGACACAAUUUUAAGCGCCGGAUCGGCCCCCAGAAACGUGAGUGUGGAAGAGCAUUAUGUUUUCAGAUGGCAAAAUAAUUCCAUCAUCGGCCUAGACAUCACAGUCAUCAGGGCAGAAAUCAGCGCCCACCAGAGAGGAACCAUGACCCAGAGAUUCACAGUGAAGUUUUUAAGCCAUAACAGUGGUGGUGAGAAGGAAUUUUCCGGAAAUCCAGGUUACCAGCUUGGCAAGCCGGUCCGAGCCCUGCAUACCAACGGGAUGAAUGUCACCACGCUGCACCUCUGGCAGCCAGCUGGAAGGGGCCUGUGCACAUCAGCCGCUCUCAGGCCCGUUUUAUUUGGAGAAGACGCCUUUUCUGGCUGCCUGUUGGAAGUUGGGGUUAAGGAGAACUGUACCCAGCUCAGGGAGAAUGUCCUUCAGAGACUGCAUUUGCUGAUACAGGCAACACACGUGGCGAGCAGAGGCAACUCGGACUACGGCGAUCUGAACGAUGGCUGGCUGGAGGUCAUACGUGUCGACGCCCCUGACACAGGUGCCGAUCUGCCCCUGAGCAGCGCAAAUGGCAUGUGCCCGGAAGUUCCAGCCCACCUCUCCAUGCGCAUCCUCACUGCGGAGGCUGGCUCUGUGGAAGGGGUGGCUCAGCAGGAGAUCCUGGCUGUGGAGACAAGGUUUUCCACAGUGACCUGGCAGUACCAGUGUGGGCUCACCUGUGAGGACAAGGCCGACCUCCUCCCUCUCAGUGCCUCUGUUAAGUUUAUUAACAUCCCUGCGCAGAUGACCCGCCCCCCAACGAGAUUCCAGAUCAACUUCACAGAGUAUGACUGUACCCGGAAUGAGCUGUGUUGGCCCCAGCUUCUGUACCCUCUGACCCAGUAUUAUCAAGGGGAGCCCCGGUCUCAGUGUGUGGCCAAAGGCCUGAUGCUGCUGUCACUCCUCUCGUUGGCCAUACUCCUCAGGCAUCCGUGGGUCGGGAUGUGCAAAGCCUGGUGCUCGGCUCCAGUCUACCAUUAGGGUUUCUCAAAGAUUCAGAGCAUCCACUCAGCAGCUCCCUGUAGGCCUGUGUGCCUCCCUGAAACCUGUUGGUCUAAGAUAGGGUCUCUCUAUGUAGCCCUAGCUUGCUUCUAAGCUCACAGAGAUCUGCCUGUCUCUGCCUCUGGAGUGUUGGGUUAACGGCACGUUCCACAGUGCCUGGCCUCUCUGAAACAUUUUAAUAAACCAAAUGUCUAUUUUUGUAGAAA